AUGACCGUGUGGAAGAUAAUGGUGACGUCACGCGGCCGCACCGGCCGCCGUCAGGUAUAUGAUAGGUACGACAGGCCGCGCGUCUUCCUAUACUGCCAUCCAGUGGCUGCCGGGGCGUGUACUGUGCUGCGUGUGGCCAAACAGAUCACUUCCCGACGUCUCUCCUUCCUGGCUCCAAGACCUGCCACACCUACACCGACCACGGCUGCCUGCCACACUCCUCCACCAGAAGCCGACGCAGUCUCUUCCAUGGGGAAUCUUUCUGCAGAGGAGAAGAGCAGGAGGCUGAUCCAGGUGGCUGAGGAAGGAGCAGUGGAGGAGUUGAUGGCGCUACUCGCGGUGGGAGCGGAUGUGUUGGCGAGGGGUGGAGAGGGGGAGACGUGCCUGCACCGGGCAGCGCGGAGGGGACAGGUGGAGGCGGCGAGGCGUCUCCUCGAGAAUGGGGCAGAGGUGGACAGCAGGAACUCCAGGCAGAGCACGCCACUGCACUUGGCUGCAGAGAGCGGCCACGCGGCUGUCGUGCGGCUGCUGUUGUCUUCUGCUGCCGACCCUAACGCCAGGAACCAGUAUGAGAAGACGCCGCUGCACUAUGCGGCACAGUACGGUCACACAGACGUGGUGCGGCUGCUGCUGACCUCCUCACCCUACCACAAUGCCAGGAAUCAAAAUGGGUGGACACCGCUGCACCUCGCAGCUUACAGUGGCCACACUGCGGCGGCGAUUGUGUUGCUGGAGGCUGGGGCUGACAGGGGCGCUAGAAAUAACAGUGGGAACACACCGCUGGACAUCGCCAGGCAGAACGACCGCCAGCAGCUGUUAGACUUGCUAAGAUGA
This is a messenger RNA of Schistocerca piceifrons (Central American locust), 834 nucleotides long. Its product is annotated as ankyrin repeat and protein kinase domain-containing protein 1-like. NCBI's taxonomy places the organism in Eukaryota, Metazoa, Arthropoda, Insecta, Orthoptera, Acrididae. The transcript is spliced from 3 exons. The record is from RefSeq and is a predicted model, not a curated record. Gene Ontology annotation, molecular function: protein binding. Bases 1 to 834 code for a protein of 277 amino acids.